Dermacentor andersoni is the source of this 1176-nucleotide messenger RNA. The record is from RefSeq and is a predicted model, not a curated record. NCBI's taxonomy places the organism in Eukaryota, Metazoa, Arthropoda, Arachnida, Ixodida, Ixodidae.
AGCUCUGUGUCGGUUGAGCUUGGUUUUGUCGAACGAGACGUCUUGGUACGAGUGGCUGGAAGAUGAAACUGCAUCUUUCUUUGUGACUGCUCGAAAGAAGAAAGCUUCGCUGGAAAUCGGGUUGGUGAUUCUGCAGCGCCAAGGGAUACUUACAAACAUCAUGCUCAAGUUUUGCAUUUUGCUGUUGGCAUCUGUCAGUUGUGUAUCGUCGACUGGCGUCAUUGAUGCCAACACUUAUGUGGACACCAUUUUGAGGGAAAAGAUGCCACUUCUCGUGAGGGGAUCGCCACAGCUUGCGGUCAUCGGAGACUUCAGUUUUAAGGUGUCAAGGGACCGCACCAUCAACCGUGACAUGGAGGUGAACAUGACACGUGGCACGAUCGAUCGCCUCGAUAACGCCCUGCAGCGGCUGAGUGACUGCCAGGCGCCCGAAGAUUAUGAAGGACAGACCAUCAUCUAUUGCUACCUCACCGUGCAGGGACUCAACGUAACCUUCACUGCGUUGGUGAAAGACGACCCCCUGGUCGCUGCUUGGACGAUCGCUUGGGUGAAUGUAGCUGUUAGAAACACCACGGCUCACUUUGAAGCCAGUGCUCCUCCCGGUGGGGACGGGACUCUCCGCACCUUCCUCAUCCAUGACAUCCGUCUCGACGUGACUUACGACAGCAACCUGAGCCUUAACGUGCACCGCAGCUGGAAGUUCAAGGAAGAGAUAAAUGACAGGGUCAAGAAGGAGCUAAUGGACAUAUUUCAGUACGAUUACAAAGACCUGCUGAGCCGUGCUGUAGAGUCAGUGCCGUUUCCCAGGCCCUAACCUGACUUUGAGCGCGAUGAGCCAGACUGUUACAGCGACAGAAGCGGUCGGCCUUGAAUGAGUCGUGCGACGAAGCGUACAGUCCCGCGGUCCCUCGUAAUUAAUCAUGCUGUUUGGGUCAAUUAUGCGAAUUCUGGGGCUGUUUCUUUUUCACUUUCGAGGACUCUUGUGCUGCCUCCUUUACUAUACUGAUUAGAGUUUUCUCAUGAAAGUCAAGCCUCAUUCAUUGCUUGCGCGAUAAAGCUACAUGUAGCGUUAAAAUUACAUGCCCAUUCCUGUGUAUGUGCUAGAAUAACAAAAGUGACGCUGUGUUUGUAUGUUCCCAAAAUAAUAAAAACUUUUCUCUAAAUUUUUUUAACGUA